Messenger RNA from Cetraspora pellucida, 1170 nucleotides. The record is from the annotation of a GenBank genome assembly. Lineage: Eukaryota; Fungi; Glomeromycota; Glomeromycetes; Diversisporales; Gigasporaceae.
AUGUCCAAAUCAUUUUCCUUAGAAUCAAUUGUUCGUCCAAAUAUUCUAUCUCUUAUCCCGUAUAGGUGCGCAAGGGAUGAUUACGAUAUUGGAAUUCUUCUUGAUGCCAAUGAAAACUCUUUUGGCUCUGUUCUUCAAGACAAUGAAUCUUUACUAGUUGAAGAUCUUCAUAGAUAUCCCGAUCCAAACCAAGUAUUAAUAAAAGAGAGACUUGUCUCUUUUCGUGGCCUGCAGUCGAUUGAUUACUUUUUUCUAGGAGUAGGUUCUGAUGAAAUUAUUGACCUAGUGAUAAGGAUAUUUUGUGUUCCUGGAAAAGAUAAAAUUAUAAUUACACCACCAACUUAUGGAAUGUAUUCUGUUUGUGCUAAUAUUAAUGAUGUCCAAAUAAUUAAAGUGAAUUUGGAUGUAGAAGAUGGCAAAUUUCAGUUAAAACCUGAUAGAAUCUCCAAUGCAUUAUCCGAAAACCCUUCAACAAAAAUAGUUUUUCUUUGUUCUCCUGGAAACCCAACUGGCACCUGCUUAUCCCAUACCGAUAUAAAAGCAGUUUUGGAUGAUCCAAAUCUUAAAGGAGUAGUGGUUAUUGACGAAGCAUAUAUAGAUUUCACGGAGGAGACAAAAAAAGCUAGUGUUGCAAAAUGGGUUGAAGAAUAUCCUAAUUUAAUUGUUAUGCAUACUUUAAGUAAAAGUUUUGGUUUAGCUGGGAUUAGACUAGGUAUAUGUAUAGCUAACCCAAAAAUAAUUCGUUUGAUGAAUAAUACUAAAGCGCCAUAUAACAUCAAUUCUUUAACCUCCCAUGUUGCACUUGAUGCAUUAUCAUUACAAAAUAUUGAAAAAAUGCGUGAGACAGUUCGUAAAAUUCGUGUAGAACAUACCAAACUCAUGUCAUCUAUUACUAAUAUAACUGGUAUUGGUAAGAUACUAGGUUCAAAUGAUGCUAAUUUUAUUCUUGUACAAGUUUUAGAUGAAGCUUGUGAAAAGCCAAGUAACAAGAGAGCACAAUGGGUUUAUAAAGAAUUAGCUGAACAUUUAGGAAUAGUGGUCAGGUAUCGAGGUAGUGAAUUAGGUUGUGAAGGAUGUUUAAGAAUUACAGUAGGAAACCCUCAAGAAAAUGAAAUAUUAUUAGAAAAUUUGAAACAAUUAUUGGAAGGAACUUCUACUAAAUCUAUUUAG